CCUGACUGACUAGAGAGCGGCGCAUGCGCGUGACGUCACGGGCGGAAGUGGCUGGUUGUGUAAGCUGCCGGGGACGGAGACAAGGGACGUGAGCGGUACUGGACCGUCUGCCGAAUAAGUCUCCGCUCACACAUCGAUUAGAAUGCCAGGGGAAACAUCUACCAUGGAAGAACAACCACAGGCCUCGGAUUUUGCAGAGCCGGAAGACAGUCAUGAUUGUCCAGGAACAUCAACCUCUUCAAGUAGUUUUAAUUUUCCUCAUCCCAAUGAAGUGCCAUCUAGAAAAUUACAGUCCAUUCUGCAGAUUGAUCGUCAUCAAAUCCAGGCCGUGGAAGCAGCUCAUCAAGCACUGGAACUCCAGGGGCUUGGUUUGGCAGUAUAUGACCAAGAAGUUUUGGAGCGUGGAGUUCUGCAGCAAGUUGAUAAUGCCAUAAAUGAGGCUAGUCGAGCAGCUCGAGUAGCCGAAGCUGAGAAGGAACAGCAAGAACUUAAGGAUGAGUUGAGUUCUUGUCUCACCUCCUUAAGGCAAAUCAACAAAAUCAUUGAUCAACUUUCCCCACAAGCUGCAACGUGUAAAGAGAUUAAUAGGAAGCUGGACUCUGUGAAGCGGCAGAAACAUAAUAAAGAACAGCAACUAAAAAAAAUCAAGGCUAAACAGAGGCGCCUAAGAGCAGAGCUGAGUAUCAACCCAGAGGAGAGUGAUCCUGAGCAGCAAUUAGAUAAUCUGGAGGAUGAUGCCUUGCCCACAUCUUUGGGUAGUAUGUUGAUGCCAUCUCAGGAUAAUGAUUGGGAAGAGCUGAUCCGCACAGGACAGAUGACACCCUUUGGCACCAAGAUACCCCCAAAAGAGGAACGUAAACCGAGAAAGCUGAUGCUAAAUGAGACGUCCGAUUUUGAGAAAUAUCUGGCUGAUCAAGCACAAAUGGCAGCACAGAGAAAACGUCCUGUUACUCCUAAAAAAGAGAGAAAAAAAGCAGAUCCUAAGAAGGAUGGUAGAGCUGUGAAAUUGGAAAACAAAAAUACCUCCAUUCCAUCUGCUGAGAAAAGGUUGAAGAAAAGAAUGAGAAAAUUACAGAGCAAAGCCUUGCAGACUCAAUUCAGGACAGGAGUCCCUCGUAAAAAAUCAGAUCCCUUGUCCACACAAGUGAGUGAAGGAGAUGAUAGUGGAGGGUCGGUUUAUUCUCCUGAUGAAAGAGAACAAAGCAUGGAAGAGGAUGAGGAAGAUGACAUAAUGCAUGAUAGCCCAUGCUCUGACUAUGAAUUAAAACCUCUUCAGCGGAAAAGAGUUAAAAAAAGGCCACGGCAUCAUGGUAUGGACCCAGAGUUCCUUCCAAGUUCUGGUACAGAUGACGAAGAGACUCCUCGCUUAUCAAAGGGCAGACGGUGCAGAGAUGAUGGGGACAUCAAGCUCUACAAGCAUCGCAUUCGGCAAUACCUAAAACAGCAAGCUAAGGAGGCAGAGCAACGGAGUGUAGCAGAAGAGUCUGAGGACAGCGAUGUGGAAUUUGAUGAGGGUUUCUGCAUACCAGGGUCUCUUUGGAAAAAGUUGUACAAGUAUCAGCAGACAGGUGUUCGGUGGCUGUGGGAACUACAUUGCCAGCAGGCAGGAGGCAUUUUGGGAGAUGAAAUGGGAUUGGGCAAAACCAUCCAGAUAAUUGCCUUCCUGGCAGGCUUGAGCUACAGCCGGAUAAGGACACGAGGCUCUGAUUACAGGUACGAAGGCUUGGGUCCUAGUAUUAUUGUGUGCCCAGCCACUGUCCUGCACCAGUGGGUAAAGGAGUUUCAUACUUGGUGGCCUAAGCUUCGUGUUGCUGUACUUCAUGAGACUGGGAGCUUUGUUGGUAAAAAGACUAAAUUAAUUGGGGAAAUAGGCAGCAGUCAUGGUAUUCUUAUAACCUCCUAUUCAAAUGUACGCUUAUUGCAAGAAGGACUACUGAAAUAUCAUUGGCACUAUGUCAUCUUGGAUGAGGGGCACAAGAUCCGUAAUCCCAAUGCAGGUGUAACAAUGGCAUGUAAACAAUUUCGUACUCCACAUCGCAUAAUUCUGUCAGGUUCUCCAAUGCAAAAUAAUUUGCGAGAGCUCUGGUCUCUGUUUGACUUCAUUUUCCCUGGAAAACUGGGUACCCUGCCUGUGUUCAUGGAGCAGUUCUCUGUCCCCAUCACCAUGGGAGGUUACUCGAAUGCUUCUCCUGUUCAGGUAAAAACAGCAUACAAAUGUGCCUGUGUUCUGCGCGACACCAUAAAUCCUUACCUCCUGAGACGUAUGAAGGCUGAUGUGAAGAUGAGCCUAUCACUUCCUGACAAAAAUGAACAGGUUCUGUUUUGCCACCUGACAGAUGAGCAAAGACAGGUUUACCAGGCCUUUAUAGACUCUAAGGAAGUGUAUGGGAUCCUGAAUGGUGACAUGCAAGUGUUUCCUGGUCUGAUUGCCUUAAGAAAAAUCUGCAAUCAUCCAGAUCUGUUCACAGGAGGGAAAAAAAUUCUUGUGGGAACCAAAGAUGAAGAUAUAGAAGAAGGAGAACAGUUUGGUUACUGGAAGCUGUCAGGAAAAAUGAUUGUGGUGGAGUCCCUUUUAAAGAUCUGGCAUCGCCAAGGACACAGAGUUCUCCUUUUCACUCAGUCACGGCAGAUGUUGCUGAUCUUGGAAGCAUUCCUUUUGAGAAUAGGUUAUACAUACCUGAAGAUGGAUGGCACUACAACUAUUGCAUCCCGUCAGCCUCUUAUCACACAGUUUAAUGAGGACACCUCGAUCUUUGUGUUCCUUCUUACUACCAGAGUUGGAGGUCUGGGUGUGAAUCUCACAGGAGCCAACAGAGUUGUCAUCUACGAUCCUGACUGGAACCCCAGCACAGAUACACAAGCUCGGGAGAGGGCAUGGAGAAUUGGUCAAAAGAAAGAUGUUACUGUUUACAGGCUGCUCACCGCAGGAACUAUAGAAGAAAAAAUUUACCACAGGCAAAUUUUUAAGCAGUUCUUAACUAACCGAGUUUUAAAAGACCCAAAGCAGAGACGCUUCUUCAAAUCCAAUGAUCUUUAUGAGCUGUUUACCCUGACCAGUCCAGAUUCAAACCAAGGAACAGAAACCAGUGCUAUUUUUGCAGGAACUGGAUCAGAUGUUAAGCUGUCAAAGAAUCCUAAAAAACAGCUGGCAACAGAAGUCAAUGGUAUUUCUAAAGAGGGUUUGAAUACAAUUAAAAGUGAGCAGCUUGUGUUAUGUACAUCCUCGCCAUCUGGAAGUACUACUCAGUCUCAUGCCACAGAUCUAGCUACAGUGCAGGACAAGUCUAGUUCAGGGAGAAAUCCGGAUUCUAACUUGGGAGCUGUCAGAGAAAGUGAUUGUUCAGUUUCUGUUCUUCCUGUGCAACAUCACAAGCACAAAGCUAAAACGAAACACCAGGACAAAGAGAGAAGAAGAAAGAAAGGUGCCAAAUAUGAGGGGGAACGGAUCUCUCAUCUAGCCAAACUGAAGCCCCUUAAAAAGGAUGUGAAAGAGGAGCAAGAUGAGAGCAGGAAGAUGAGUGACGAGUAUGUCCUGGAGAAACUGAUGAAAAAAUCUGGUAUUCACAGUGUGAUGAAACAUGAUGUCAUUAUGGAUGCAUCUAAUGCAGAUUAUGUGCUCGUGGAAGGAGAAGCAAGUAGAGUAGCCCAGGAGGCUUUGCGAGCUUUAAAAGUCUCACGCCAACGUUGCCAUGCUGCCUCUUCUGGCAUUCCAACAUGGACAGGGACUAAUGGCAGUGUGGGAACUAGGCGGUUUGGUCAGAAAAAGAACCCUUUGUUACAUCGUGCAGAUGUACCCGAAACCAAGAUCCCACAGGACAAGUGCAAGGAUGUAAAGAUUAUUAAACAAGACGAACACAAGACAGUUGCCCCCUCUCAUUUCAGUGGAGAGACCAAAACCUCAAGUAGUUCUCCACUCUCUUCAUCCAGUUUGCUUGCUCGUAUGAAGGCAAGAAAUCAUUUAAUCCUUCCUCACAGAGAGGACAGCGAGUCAGCGGGUGGACCUCCAACAGCAGAUCCCACGGAGCAUGAUGAGUUACUAGCAGAUAUGAGAAAUUUUGUAGCAUUCCAAGCUCAGCAAGAUGGGGAAGCAACCACCCAAGAGAUGCUUCAGGAGUUCGAGCAUAAACUGUCUCCUUCACAGUCCUGUGUCUUCCGAGAACUGCUGCGCAAAUUGUGCACCUUUCAUAGAAAGAGUGAUGGAGCUGGGGUCUGGAGACUCAGACCUGAAUUUCACUAAACUAUUCCCUCUUUAGAGAGUGCAUCUGAUGCACUGCCUUGUGACUUACACAGUAGUAGUACCAGGUAUAAUACAUUUAAAAAAGUCUUUUUGACUGACAACCCAUUUUAUUUUCAGAAUGUGAACAUUAUAAUAUGGGCUAGUAAAAGCAAAAAGAAAGAUGUUUUCUACAUGUGUAUUUAAAAAAAUAAUGUGACUGACCAAUGUGUUUUGUUAAAAAUGUUGGCAAAUGAUUCCUUUCAACCCUUUCCCACCUUGAACCAUUCUAUUACAGCACUAUGAUGAUGAGAACUCAAGCAUAACAUACAGCAGAAAACCCUGUUUGACAAAGCCUGUCUUGUUCCUCUGGCACCCCAUUGGCACUCCUGCAACACUAGUUGCUAUGGAAGCCAGGGACCUAAGAAUAAUUUUCCAUGGCUUGCAUAUCCUUGGCAUAUGUCAAAAGUUUCGUUCUAUUGACACUUUUAUUCUAUUGGUACGCCCCUAGACAUCUUAUAUCCUAUCCAAAGGAUAGGGGAUUAGAUGUCUGAUCGCGGGGGUCCUGCAGCUGGGACCCCCGCGAUCUCGGUGCAGCACCCGGCGUUCAUUGAAAAUCCUGGGUGUGGGGGUUGGGGUGUCACGGCGACGCCCCCUCAUGAUGUCACGCCACACCCCCUCAAUGCAAGUCUAUGGGAAAGGGCGUGGUGGCCGCCACACCCCCUCCCAUAGACUUGCAUUGAGGGGGGGUGGCCGUGACGUCACAACCCCCGCAGUUGCUUCAAGCGUUCGGAUCAAAAUGUUCCAAACGCUUGGGCAGCAAAGUACCCCUUUAAGUAUUAUAUAGCAAUCAACUAGUACACCAGUUUAGCAAAUAUUUAGUUGUGUGAGAGAUUUAACACACUACACAACACACACAUAGUUAAACACACACAUAGUUACACAGUUAGAGAACUGUGGUCUGCUGCAGUUCUAGUCUGGCAACAAAAACGGAUAUGAUCCAAAAGUGAUCCUUCCGGAAUCUCUAUCAGACGCCGUGCGGCUUAUUGAAAUGAAUAGGGUACGGAUCCUGCUGUAUGCCCAAAUCAUGGUGUGAAUGCACCCUAAUAGAGAAUUGAAAGAUAAAAGUAAACAGAUGAUAUAUUUGCCCUCAUGGUUUGUCAGUAUGUUUCUCAAUCACCAUUUGUACAUGCUUUAAAAAAAAAAAAAAACAA
Molecule: messenger RNA, 5427 nt
Organism: Hyla sarda
Lineage: Eukaryota; Metazoa; Chordata; Amphibia; Anura; Hylidae
Gene: ERCC6
Product: ERCC excision repair 6, chromatin remodeling factor
Exons: 21
Coding region: 143-4237 (1364 amino acids)
Biological process (GO): transcription-coupled nucleotide-excision repair
Cellular component (GO): nucleus
Molecular function (GO): ATP-dependent chromatin remodeler activity; ATP binding
Source: RefSeq, a predicted model, not a curated record